CGAACUCCUGACCUCAGGUGAUCUGCCCACCUCAGCCUCCCAAAGUGCUGGGAUUACAGGUGUGAGACACUGUGCCCGGCCUUCUUCCUACCUAUUUUUAUUCAUAGAUAUAGUUCUUGAACACUUUCAGAAUGUUAUGUAAUUCCUGCAUAAGUGGUGUCACUUUACAUACAACAUUCUACAGGUUGUGUUUUUCCACUCCGUGUUUGUUGUUUGCCAUCAGAGCACACUGAUCUGUAUCUCUCAUUGCGUGAGUAGCCCCGGGUUUUUGUGCUUUUCCCUGCUGGUAGGCAUUUUGAUUGUCUCUGCUGUGCAGUCACCGCUCUUUGUGGAAUGCAAUUCUGGUUUUGUCAGAUUGUCCAUCAGCCAGGUACUCGGUGAUCAGUCAUGGAGAGACGGGUCAGGUCUGUCACUGGUAAUCCCCUAGGUUUGCAGUAUACAGCCAAGAUCAGCAACCUAAAAAUAGCAGUUCUUACGUAAGGCGGUGUGGGCAGCUCUUCUCAGGACACUUGUGAUCUACAGGGGCAAGUGGAACGGGACUCGAGGGCCCAGCAUCUUCUCUUGGCAAUGCAUCCAGCUGUCACACUGGGACCCCACUCUGGCUUUCCACUGGUGGCCAGGCUCAGAACUGCAGCUCAGUGACCCAGAAACACUCCGGCGGCUGGAGACGAUGGUGGACCACUUGGCCAAUACGGAGAUCAACAGCCAACGCAUCGCGGCCGUGGAGAGCUGCUUCGGGGCCUCGGGGCAGCCUCUGGCGCUGCCGGGCCGAGUGCUGCUGGGCGAGGGCGUGCUGACCAAGGAGUGCCGCAAGAAGGCCAAGCCGCGCAUCUUCUUCCUCUUCAACGACAUCCUGGUGUAUGGCAGCAUCGUGCUCAACAAGCGCAAGUACAGCAGCCAGCACAUCAUUCCCCUGGAGGAGGUCACGCUGGAGCUGCUGCCGGAGACGCUGCAGGCCAAGAACCGCUGGAUGAUCAAGACCGCCAAAAAGUCCUUCGUGGUGUCAGCCGCCUCCGCCACGGAGCGCCAGGAGUGGAUCAGCCACAUCGAGGAGUGUGUGCGGCGGCAACUGCGGGCCACGGGCCGCCCACCCAGCACGGAGCACGCGGCACCCUGGAUCCCCGACAAGGCCACGGACAUCUGCAUGCGCUGCACACAGACGCGCUUCUCCGCCCUCACGAGGCGCCACCACUGCCGCAAGUGCGGCUUCGUGGUCUGCGCUGAGUGCUCGCGCCAGCGCUUCCUGCUCCCGCGCCUGUCGCCCAAGCCUGUGCGUGUCUGCAGCCUCUGCUACCGUGAGCUGGCUGCCCAGCAGCGGCAGGAGGAGGCGGAGGAGCAGGGCGCGGGGUCCCCAGGGCAGCCGGCCCACCUGACCCGGCCCAUCUGCGGAGCAUCCAGUGGAGAUGAUGAUGACUCCGACGAGGACAAGGAGGGCAGCAGGGACGGCGAUUGGCCCAGCCGCGUGGAGUUCUAUGGCUCGGGCGUGGCCUGGUCUGCCUUCCAUAGCUGACCCCCGGCCUGCAGAACAUCUGUCCCCAAGCCAGCUCCGCUGCCCACGCCCCCAAGAGGACAGCUCCAGAAGCUGCCCAGGGCUCCGGGAGCCCACCCCAUUGUGGCAGGGGCAACGGUGGGGAGUGGCUCUUUCUGGACUUCCAGUGCCUUUUUCCUGGACACUGUGUCCUUCUGACUUCCCUGCAGGGAAUGCCUUUCCCUUCAGGAAGCCCCAGAACACCCAGACCUCUUGGGAACCAACAGCCAACUCCUGCUCUGCAGGCUGCUGCGGCAGCUCCAGGUGGCCUCCUGAGCUGGACGACCCCAGGUCUCCAGACACCUAGGGACCAGAGCCGGUUUCGGAACUUAGACUGAAGACAGCACGGGAAAGUAGCCGCAAGCCACAGAACCCACCCUCACCCCCACAAGCACACCCCACUGAAGAGGCUGAGUCCCAGGAGGCCUCCUGGAAGCUCAGGCCUGCCCCCCACCAUGCUGGUGCCCACUGCCUGGCCGGUGAAGCCCUGCCAAUCAGACAUACGGGCUCCCUGAAGCCCAGCCAGAGAUUGCCAUGCUGUGGAUGCCACCAGGCCCAGGGACUGCAGCCGCGACGCCCAGGGCAGCCGGGUGAGGACUCUGUCCUGUGUCACUUCUCUCCGGGUGUCCAGCCGUCUCGUGCCUUUUUAUCCUGUCCUCAGCUCUCCCUGCGGUCAGUGAAACCAGUGUUUUCUGUUAGGACUCAGUUGCAAGAACAGAAACCCUGCCCACACUUAACAAUAAAAAAGAAAGUUUAUUGAUGGGUGGUUGCAAA
Piliocolobus tephrosceles (Ugandan red Colobus) is the source of this 2302-nucleotide messenger RNA. It is a transcript of the gene PLEKHF1, whose product is annotated as pleckstrin homology and FYVE domain containing 1. NCBI's taxonomy places the organism in Eukaryota, Metazoa, Chordata, Mammalia, Primates, Cercopithecidae. Gene Ontology annotation, cellular component: early endosome; lysosome. Gene Ontology annotation, biological process: endosome to lysosome transport; endosome organization; positive regulation of autophagy. Bases 671 to 1510 code for a protein of 279 amino acids. The transcript has 2 exons. Gene Ontology annotation, molecular function: phosphatidylinositol binding; metal ion binding. The record is from RefSeq and is a predicted model, not a curated record.